AUGGGGUGUGCGCGCUCAACUCUCAACACCACUUACAAGAUGUUUAUUCAGCCAAUAAUGUUGUAUUGCUGGGAUCCACUCAUUACAGCCAGAGAGGUGACUCUCAAACCACUCGAGAAGGCACACAACCAAGCAUUACGACUAAUUACUGGAGGGAUAAAAUCAACACCCAUUGAUGUAAUGUUCCUAGUUACGGGAAGCACCACAAUAUGUUCCCUUAUCAAAGAAAAGGCCUUGAUCCUGUAUGAGAAGCUACUGCGCAUUCCCAUGGAUAAGUUCUUCAGCACCUAUGAGAAUAGACCAAGACAUCUGAAAACGCAAUCUGGUAUGGUACAGAAAGCCAUAGAACUGAAGAAAGCAUUACAAAUCGAUGACAAACCAAAAAGCCUCUCUCCCCCCAUGAACCCAUUAGCAGACAUUGAUGUAGUUGACACACUUGCUAAGAAGGGGACAACGAUUUUGCAAUGCAUGGACCGGCCGAUGUCUUUCCACACAAUGAAGGCCUUAAUCAGGAGAGAAUUCCAGACCUCAAGGUACAACGAAAUUAAAGCUCGAACAAAGGAGAAACAGUGGACAGUGGCAAUAUCCUACAUACCCAAAUGGCCAAGAAUCGAAGCCGUUGCUGAGUUUAGACUACGUACCGGACAUGAUUGCUUGGCAAAACACCUUCACAGAUUGGGUGUAUACACUCAACCCACAUGCCCUCUAUGUAACCUUCAGGAGGAAAUGGAGAAGACCCACCUGAUUCGGUGUUCAGCCCUAAAGACAAGUACGGAAAGCCAAAGAUACUGGGAAGAAAGAAGACAGCUAAUGAAUUGCUAUUAA
This is a messenger RNA of Rodentolepis nana, 825 nucleotides long. The record is from the annotation of a GenBank genome assembly. NCBI's taxonomy places the organism in Eukaryota, Metazoa, Platyhelminthes, Cestoda, Cyclophyllidea, Hymenolepididae.